AUGGAGUUGAACAUGGGUGUAGAUGUCAAUGUUUUACCUAAGAUUACAGACGUAGAGUGGAAACUUGAAGUUUUGACUAACACUCCAGGGGUUGGUUCAGAUAACUUACUGUAUACAGUAGUCCUGAAAACUGAUGAGAAGGAUAUCCAGUUCACAUGCGGAAGCCAACAAUUACAAGAUUUGGUAUACAAGCUGAAGGACUUGGUUCGACAUUGUGAAAAAGUGAAAAGUGAGAUAGCUUGA
Molecule: messenger RNA, 243 nt
Organism: Arctia plantaginis
Lineage: Eukaryota; Metazoa; Arthropoda; Insecta; Lepidoptera; Erebidae
Source: the annotation of a GenBank genome assembly